GAGAUAAGGGAGGCACCUAGGGAUGUCUCUGCAGCACUGAAGGCCCCUGCACUCGCAUGCUCUUGAUCCUGCGAAUGUGUUUCCUUACACUCCCUGAGAGGUUGCUGCCAAAAUGCGCAAGUUCAUGAUACCCAGAAUGUGAUGCUGGUCCUGGCUGGUCACUACUCCGAACGCAAAGCAGUCAUCAUGAAGAACAUUGAUGAUGGGACCUCAGACCGGAUCUACAACCAUGUUCUGGUGGCUGGAAUUGAUUGCUAUCCCUGCAAAGUGACAAGUGCCAUAGACAAGAAGAAAACUGCCAAGAAGUCAAAGAUUAAAUCUUCUGCGAAAGUUUAUCAUUCCAAUCAACUCAGGCCUACAAACUACUCUGUGGAUAACCCCUUGGACAAAGCUGUAGUCAACGAGGACGUCUUCAGAGAACCUGUUCUCAAACACAAGGCCAAACGAGAGGCCAAGUUCAAAUCUAAGGAGAGAUACAAGACUGGCAAGAACAGAUGGUUCUCCCAAAAGCUGCAGUUUUAGGUCUGUCUUGUUUCAGUCCCUAAAAAUAACCGCCUCCCCCCCAAUUAUGUUUUAUUUAUUUUAAUGAACUUUUAAGCAACUAGAUGUCCUCAAUUGGCUGAAAGUUAUCAUCGCAGAUAAUAAUGUUUAUUGUAUGUUGAGUAGUGUACUGAAGUGAAGAGAAGUGAAGUCGCUCAGUCGUGUCUGACUCUUUGUGACCCCAUGGACUGUAGCCCAGCAGGCUCCUCUGUCCAUGGGAUUCUCCAGGCAAG
Molecule: messenger RNA, 773 nt
Organism: Bubalus bubalis (water buffalo)
Lineage: Eukaryota; Metazoa; Chordata; Mammalia; Artiodactyla; Bovidae
Product: 60S ribosomal protein L27-like
Exons: 2
Coding region: 142-522 (126 amino acids)
Biological process (GO): translation
Cellular component (GO): ribosome; cytosolic large ribosomal subunit
Molecular function (GO): structural constituent of ribosome
Source: RefSeq, a predicted model, not a curated record